Musa acuminata subsp. malaccensis (wild Malaysian banana) is the source of this 1161-nucleotide messenger RNA. RefSeq lists its product as uncharacterized. Lineage: Eukaryota; Viridiplantae; Streptophyta; Magnoliopsida; Zingiberales; Musaceae. The record is from RefSeq and is a predicted model, not a curated record.
CACUCCUUCUGCGUCCCGAACACCGGCCACUCCAAAACCCACCGAUGGGUACCCCUCCCCAAAACAUCCGCCGGAUUCCGUCUCCUUCCGCCGAUUUCCCAUCUUCUAAUACUCACCUCUCCUUUUAGGGUUCCUUUUUCUCCCUCUUCCGUGAUCUUUCUCCCUCACACACUCUCCUCGAUGGCGUCUUCGAGCUCUGAUUUGGGGCACGCACGGCCAGAAGACGACGAGCUGGCCUCCCUGGACGAGCUCUACAACAUCAACGUCGUCCCUUCCGAGCUCUUCUUCAAGUUCCGCAAGCAAAUCGAGGGUUUCCGCGUCGGCGCCAAUCUCGAGUUUUUCAAUUUGUCAGCUAAUGAGUUCCAUGCAAAGUUAGUUCUUAAGCCCACUGCUGCUGAUAGGAGGUGGAAGUUCAUUUAUGAGCCCUUGCAUGGAGAUAUUCGGCUGCUUUCAAAGAAGAUACCUCUUACUAAAUAUCUGAAUCUUCAGGUCGGGAUUGGCCAUAAUUUUCAACUAAAUGCAACUGGGUGGAAGUGGAAGCUUUCUACAUGCUUGGGUGGAGAUGGUGUUUCCCAGAUUAGAAAUAAAACAUCAGUUGGCUUAUGCCCAGGAGUUGAUCUGAGGAUUGGUUGGAGGGCUGAAUAUAUCCUUCCCGAGAUUCACGGGGCUGUCGGCACCGGAGAACCAAUGUUUAAUAUGAAUUAUGGUCGCCUGCAAGCGUCGAUAGAUCGAGUGGAGGCAAUAAUAACUCAAGGUUAACUCUUCAUUAGGGCAUUCGUACUCGGUUUAGUUAAACCAAAGCACAGAAGGCAACCUCGUUGCUAUGCUCGGCCAGCGGCAAACAACCAUCCUAGCAAGAAGCAGCUACUCCAGAUGUGAUUUGCCAUAGUGCGUCAGCUUUGUCAUUACCUCUAUGCUGUACAGAGUGUUCCCUCAAAAGAGUAAAUAGGCUGGAAAAAUAAGAUAAACAAGUCUCUCGUUCAUCUUUCUUUCAAGUUUUUAGAUGGUUUUUGGUUGGAUCAUUGAUUUGUUGCUUACCAACUAAACUACUUAACACUAUCUAUCUGUGUGCCAUGUACACAAACGCUGAUGUUACAAAGGACGGUAUGUAUCAGAAUACCCAUCUAUUCAAGAAAUUUUAUUGGCUACGCGUCGUAAAAA